AACGAACACAGCCAAAAGACGCGUUCAUGUAUGUUUCUUCUCCGAAAAGACACACGCGUCACUGUACUCGAAGCGAUUUGCUCACCGCUUGCCACAAAUGUAAAUAAACAAAAGCGGAUCGCCCUCGCGAAAAAAGCUACCCGUGGCCGUGGGGGAAGAUACCCACUUUCUGGAUAAGGAAUCGUUGUGAAAAUGAGCAGUAGCUACUAUUUUGCGAUUGUGGGACACAACGACAAUCCCAUAUUCGAGACGGAAUUCGUCACCGUAAACAAGGAAGCCAAGAAGGAGGAUCAUCGGCAUCUGAACCAGUUCAUUGCGCACGCGGCGCUCGAUCUGAUCGACGAGCACAAAUGGAAGACAAACAACACGUACUUGAAGUCGAUCGACAAAUUUAACCAAUGGUUCGUGUCCGGGUUCGUGACGGCGAGCCAUCUGCGGUUCGUGAUGGUGCACGACAACCGGAACGACGAUGGCAUCAAGAACUUCUUCAACGAGAUGUACGAAACGUACAUAAAGUAUCUGAUGAAUCCGUUCUACACGCCAAACACACCGAUCAAAUCGCUGGCGUUCGAGAAGAAGGCCCAGCUGUACGGCAAAAAGUUCCUCGGCACGUAGGGCUGCUGCUAUCGGCAGGGUAAUGGGGUGAAUUUCGGAUACAUUCGACAUUGUUAUUAAUAGCUUAUAAAGAAUCUAAUUUAACUUGA
Anopheles stephensi (Asian malaria mosquito) is the source of this 704-nucleotide messenger RNA. It is a transcript of the gene Trs20, whose product is annotated as probable trafficking protein particle complex subunit 2. The transcript is spliced from 2 exons. Gene Ontology annotation, cellular component: nucleus; TRAPP complex; cytoplasm. Gene Ontology annotation, biological process: endoplasmic reticulum to Golgi vesicle-mediated transport. The coding region runs from base 193 to 615 and encodes 140 amino acids. NCBI's taxonomy places the organism in Eukaryota, Metazoa, Arthropoda, Insecta, Diptera, Culicidae. The record is from RefSeq and is a predicted model, not a curated record.